Messenger RNA from Penicillium cataractarum, 921 nucleotides. RefSeq names its product AN1-type zinc finger protein. Gene Ontology annotation, molecular function: zinc ion binding. The transcript has a single exon. The record is from RefSeq and is a predicted model, not a curated record. NCBI's taxonomy places the organism in Eukaryota, Fungi, Ascomycota, Eurotiomycetes, Eurotiales, Aspergillaceae. Bases 1 to 921 code for a protein of 306 amino acids. Gene Ontology annotation, cellular component: cytoplasm.
AUGUCCAGAGGGGCAACCUCCUCACCCAGCGAAUCCUACACCCAAAUGGCCGACACAGAUCUCGAAUCAAUCGGCCGCCACUGCCAAUUCGAAUACUGCGGCCAACUCGACUUCCUCCCCUUCCGCUGCGAAUCUUGCCGAAGCACUUUCUGCCUCGACCACCGCUCCGAAACAGCCCACAAAUGUCCCCACGCUGGAGAAUGGGCCCGCCGGCGCAACGGCACAAUAAACCAACAAGAGAACCGCACUGCGCCCGAAAGGCCCAACAUCUACAACUCCGAUCAGUGCGCCCACGUCUCUUGCAAAACCCUCAUCAAUACCCUGAAAGACCCCGGCGUGCGCUGCCCGAACUGUAAUCACCAGUACUGCCUUAAGCACCGGCUUCGAGAGGAACACGAGUGCGCCAAGCUUACCCCGCUGGGCGCACGGCAAGGCAGCAGCGCGAAUGAAACGAUCAAGUCGAUGUUUUCGCGCAUGAGGACCUGGGGUAAAGAGAAACAAGUUGCGACUUCGAAUCUCAUUCCGAAGCCGAAGGUUAAGCCCAACAGUCCUGCGGCGCGCAUCGCCAGUGUCAAUGCCAUGAAACGGUCUGCGAAGGGCGAUGCAGGUGUUCCCGCCGAUAAGCGGUUAUACUUGCAUACGGUUGGAACGGCGGAUACUCAGGCUGCGGAGCCACCGGCUGGGGACUUUUAUUUCGACUCGAGGUGGAAGGUUGGUCGAGUGCUGGACGAUGCGGCGCGCAGGUUGAAGGUUGAGAACUUGAAUAAUCGUGGUGGAGGAGAGGAGGCGCGAUUGAGAAUCUUCCACGUCGAGUCUGGGGAUUUCCUGGAGUUUUCGGAUACGAUUGGCGGUGGGAAACUCAAGUCUGGCGAUACUAUUGUGUUGCUGCGAGGCGCCGGGGUGGUUCUCGCGAAUUCAUGA